Molecule: messenger RNA, 1170 nt
Organism: Tarenaya hassleriana
Lineage: Eukaryota; Viridiplantae; Streptophyta; Magnoliopsida; Brassicales; Cleomaceae
Product: isoflavone reductase homolog P3-like
Exons: 5
Coding region: 75-1007 (310 amino acids)
Molecular function (GO): oxidoreductase activity
Source: RefSeq, a predicted model, not a curated record
ACGUAACUCAAAGCAAACAUUCUCAUAAACUCUCACACAUUUUGCGGUGAAGAACUCUUUGAAAAUCUUCGAAAAUGGCGGAGAAGAGCAAGAUUCUGGUGAUCGGAGGGACAGGGUAUUUCGGUAAAUUCAUGGUCCAGGGAAGUGCGAAAUCGGGGCACCCCACGUUUGCGCUGCUGAGAGAGUCCACUGUGUCGAAUCCCGACAAGGCCAAACUCGUCCAAGGUUUCAAGGAUCUCGGCGUCAACAUACUCUACGGAGACAUCAAUGAUCACGAGAGCUUAGUGAAAGCGAUAAAGCAAGUGGAUGUGGUGAUAUCGACAGUUGGAAACUCACAAAUCUUAGACCAAACUAAGAUCAUUGCAGCAAUCAAGGAAGCUGGAAAUGUUAAGAGAUUCUUACCUUCAGAGUUUGGGAACGAUGUUGAUCGUUCACGGUCCAUCGGCCCCGCGAGAGAGGAGUUCAAUCACAAAGCUCAGAUCCGUCGGGCCGUGGAGGCCGCGGGAGUACCAUACACGUACGUGAACAGCAACUGCUUCGCCGGUUAUUUCACGCCUUCGCUAUUCCAAUGCCACCUCGGGAUUUGGAGCCCUCCGAGGGACAAAGUCGGCAUCUAUGCUGAUGGAAACGUUAAAGCCAUUAUGAACAAGGAGGAAGACGUGGCCGCAUACACCAUGAAAACGGUCGAUGACCCGACUACUCUGAACAAGAUUCUCUACGUCAACCCUCCGAAGAACAUUCUCUCCACGAACGAAAUCGUCGCCUUGUGGGAGAAAAAGAUUGGGAAAACUCUCGAAAAGACUUACAUUUCCGAGGAAGAACUCCUCAAGAGCAUUGAAGAGUCCCCGGCUCCCCUCAAUUACUUCUUCGCCUUGAACCAUGCGUUGUUCAUCAAGGGAGAUCUCACUUGGUUCACCAUCGACCCUUCGAUCGGAUUGGAGGCUUCGGAGCUUUAUCCAGACGUCAAGUACACAAGCGUCGACGAGGAUCUUGACCAGUUUGUUUGAGUGAACCCUUUCGCAUAUUGAUGAUUUGUGUUUGGAUUAAGAUUGCUUCAUCUGCAUAUGGGAGAUUUGUCCGAGAGAGACGGCGAUGAAUUUCUUUUCUUGUAUUGUAUUGUAUCGUUUUUUCUUGUUUCAUUAUAUAUAAUAAAGUUUUAUGUUUCGUCUA